Nothoprocta perdicaria is the source of this 795-nucleotide messenger RNA. It is a transcript of the gene RASL11A, whose product is annotated as RAS like family 11 member A. The record is from RefSeq and is a predicted model, not a curated record. Bases 1 to 711 code for a protein of 236 amino acids. The transcript is spliced from 4 exons. Lineage: Eukaryota; Metazoa; Chordata; Aves; Tinamiformes; Tinamidae. Gene Ontology annotation, molecular function: GTPase activity; GTP binding.
AUGCGCGGGCCGAACAUGUCGCAGCCCUUCCUGCUGGCGCCCAUCGCGGAGUGCGCGCCGGGGCCGCCGCGCGCCGAGCUGCGCCUGGCCGUGCUGGGCGCCCGCGGCGUCGGCAAGAGCGCGCUCAUCGUGCGCUUCCUGACCAAGCGCUUCAUCGGCGACUACGAGCCCAACGCAGGGAAGCUCUACUGCCGGCUGGUGCACCUGGAAGGGGAGCAAGUCGCCGUGCAGAUCCAGGACACGCCAGGCUGUGCACAGGUGCAGGAGGACCCCGUGCAGGUGCUGGAUGCUCUGUCCAGGUGUGCGAGGUGGGCRGAAGGCUUCCUCUUGGUCUACUCCAUCACAGACUACAGCAGCUAUGAGUCGAUUCGGCCUCUCUAUCAGCACAUCCGCAAGGUCCAUCCGGACACGAGGACUCCCAUCAUUAUAGUGGGGAACAAAGCAGACCUUCUCCAUGCCAGGCAAGUGCAGACCAAAGACGGGCUGCAGCUGGCAAACGAACUGGGCAGCCUGUUCUUAGAAAUUUCCACGAGUGAGAACUCCCACGGCGUCUGCGAUGUUUUCCAGUAUCUUUGCAAGGAGGUCAGCAAGAUGCACCACGGCAGCAGUGCGGACAARAGGCGGUCGUCCAUCAUCCCUCGGCCCAAAUCGCCCAACAUGCAAGAUCUAAAAAGACGGUUCAAACAGGCUUUAUCUCCCAAGGUCAAAUAAACCCCACCGAGGGGUCAAAUGUGACUUAGCAGACUUCUUAUUUUUGUAAACUAGUUAAUAAAAAUCUCUAUUUUUGUACUAAUA